AUGGCUACCAAUACCUCCACCUAUAAGCUUAACCACACGAUGAUGCGGGUCAAGGACCCGCAGCGAUCAGUGGAGUUCUACAAGUUCCUCGGCCUCAGCCUAGUGAACAAGAUCGACAUGCCGGAAUGGAAGUUCUGCAACUACUUCCUGGCCUACAACGGCCCAGCCUCCCUCCAAGGUGACCGCCACUGGACCGACCGCAACGCCGUGCUGGAGCUCACCCACAACUAUGGUACCGAAAACGACCCCAACUACAGCGUGGUGAACGGCAACACAGAGCCGCACCGCGGCUUCGGCCACAUCGCCAUCUCAGUCGACAACAUUGAAGCUGCUUGCAAGCGCAUCGAGGAUGCCGGCUACCCCUUCCAGAAGAAAUUGACAGAGGGCCGUAUGCGCCACAUUGCCUUCGCCAAGGAUCCCGAUGGUUACUGGGUUGAGAUCAUCCGUCGCGCCGACGAGGAUAUGGGUACCACUACUGACCCCGGCAGCUACCGUCUGAACCACACCAUGCUGCGCGUCAAGGAUGCCGAGGCUAGUAUCAAGUUCUACCAGGAGUCCAUGGGCAUGACCCUCGUCCGCACCAUUGAGAACCCGGAGAACAAGUUCAACCUCUACUUCCUGGGAUACCCUGCCUCCAACCCGGAGAUCAAGGAGGGUACGAAGAACGGAGUUGCCGAUUGGGAGGGUCUGCUUGAGUUGACUUGGAACUACGGCACUGAGAAGCAGGAGGGUCCUGUCUACCACAACGGCAACACCGAGCCCCAGGGUUUCGGUCACAUCUGUAUCUCGGUGGAUGACCUCCAGGCUGCGUGCGACCGGUUCGAGACGCUCAACGUGAACUUCAAGAAGCGCCUGACCGACGGGCGGAUGCACAACAUUGCAUUUGUCUUGGAUCCCGAUGGAUAUUGGAUUGAGGUUGUGCAGAACGAGAAGAUCAAGCGCACAUCCAACUGGUAG
Messenger RNA from Penicillium arizonense, 957 nucleotides. Its product is annotated as lactoylglutathione lyase GLO1. NCBI's taxonomy places the organism in Eukaryota, Fungi, Ascomycota, Eurotiomycetes, Eurotiales, Aspergillaceae. The coding region runs from base 1 to 957 and encodes 318 amino acids. Gene Ontology annotation, molecular function: lactoylglutathione lyase activity; metal ion binding. The record is from RefSeq and is a predicted model, not a curated record. The transcript is spliced from 3 exons.